Molecule: messenger RNA, 537 nt
Organism: Ectocarpus siliculosus
Lineage: Eukaryota; Phaeophyceae; Ectocarpales; Ectocarpaceae
Source: the annotation of a GenBank genome assembly
AUGCCAACCGACACGGAACUGCACAAGGCCGCGCACAACGGUGAUCUCGGCAAGGUAAAGCAGUUGGUAGAGGAUGGCGAGAUAGCGGUCAACGAGCCCGGCGCAGCGGAGCGAAGAGCGUUGCACAGAGCGGCCGGAGGGAACCAUGUAGAGAUCAUGAACUAUUUGAUGGAAAAGGGGGCUCCGGUGGAUCAGACAGACAAGAGCGGACGGACUGCACUACACUGGGCGGUCAUCAGUGGACACAAGGAGGCCACAGAUAUCCUGCUCGCGAAGGACACGGAUCUGUUCAAAACAACAAGUAGCGGGGCCACGCCUUUCUUGGCCGCGUGCGAAGGAGGCAGGGUGGACGUGGUUAGAUCUUUGAUGGAGAAGGCAACAGCACUUGGAGUGCUCGAGGAGAUGUGCAACAAGCAGGAUGCCGGAGGGAAAACGCCGUUUGAUAUGGCCGCAGCAGGCCAACACAAGGCCACCUGCAGCUUGUUGAAGGAGCUUGGGGACCCAAAUGCGCAAUCGGCAGCUUGCACAAUCUCUUGA